UCGUUCCCAGACUUCAACUUCAGGUCCUCUCAGAGCAUCCCUCCUCACCAACACUCCGCCAAAAAUACAAUGCGUCCCACCAGAACCGCAUUGGAAACCGUCACCCGAACUUGGCACUCGCUCGCCAACUUCGGCGGCCUCGACACCCGCGUCCUCGGCGGCAUGCGCGUCAUCACCGCAUCUCAAGAAACAGGUUCGGUGAAAUGCGAAAUGGAGGUCGAGAAGCAUCACUUGAACCGGCUUCAGGGGUUGCAUGGCGGUGCUAUAUGCACUCUGGUGGAUAUUGUGGGGUCGUUGGCGAUUGCGGCGAAGACGAACAACUCGCAUACUGGGGUGAGCAGUGACAUCUCAGUGUCUUUCAUGAAUGGUGGGAAACUGGGCAACAAGCUUGAGAUUUCAUCGACGUGUCAUAAAGCUGGACGGAACCUGGCUUACGCGACUGUCCAGAUCCACUCCGGGAACAAGCUGCUGGCAACCGGAAGCCACACGAAGUUCAUUGGAAACCCGCCGACAAAGGAUUUCCUCGACGAAAGCAAGUGAAUCCGGGUGGAACCCAUCUUUAGGAGGCGACAGCCGUGCAAAACGCGCACAUUCACUGGACUUACUGGGGAUCCAAACAUCAUCUACGACUUGGAUCAAUGCAUUAGAUUGUAGACUAUCAGCACUAGAUAGAAAGUUGACCAGGAAAUUUCUCAAUCUGGCGGUUAUUUCGGUACCUCUCACCCCAGUACAUCUUUGUGCAGAAGCAAGCAUUUCGAAA
Molecule: messenger RNA, 760 nt
Organism: Fimicolochytrium jonesii
Lineage: Eukaryota; Fungi; Chytridiomycota; Chytridiomycetes; Spizellomycetales; Powellomycetaceae
Product: HotDog domain-containing protein
Exons: 5
Coding region: 70-540 (156 amino acids)
Molecular function (GO): fatty acyl-CoA hydrolase activity
Source: RefSeq, a predicted model, not a curated record